AUGGACGAAGAUUUUACCGUGGUGGGGGUCAAGCGGGCUCUCGCAUCCCUCAACGGCAGAUGCGCCCCUUGGCUUGAUGGGGUCCCCAACAAUAUGCUCAAGCAUUUCGAUGACGACUCAGUCGAGUUUCUUACACACAAGAUGAAUGAAAUCUGGUGCAGCGGCCCCAUUCCCAAGAGCAGGAAGGCAGCCUCCGCGGUACUCAUAACCAAGCCAGGUAAGGAGCCGAGCAUCGACAAUCUAAGGCCCACCUCCCUGACGUUGUGUGUUGGGAAGAUGGCCGAGCAAGCCAUGCUUAACCGCCUCACUGCCCAUCUCGAGUCUAACGAAUACUAUAUACACAAUAUGAUUGGCUUUCCGUCGGCGCUCUCGACUCAGGACGCCAUGACACUCAUCAAGCACCAGAUCAUUGACCACCUCUGCAGACACUAA
Messenger RNA from Dermacentor albipictus, 432 nucleotides. The record is from RefSeq and is a predicted model, not a curated record. NCBI's taxonomy places the organism in Eukaryota, Metazoa, Arthropoda, Arachnida, Ixodida, Ixodidae.